AAUGAAUAUGACCCAGCAGCAAUUGAAUUCGUUCCUGGAUUGAAGUUCAACUUCAUAUAGCUUUGCCGCUGAAUCUCUGCCCUACCCAGCUUUCUAAAGGAGGAAGUGGACGGUAAGGCAUUAAGAAGCAGCAGCAGCAGCAGCAGCAGCUCUUGGUAGCCCGCCCUGUGUAUAAUGGCCAGCCUCCUGAGAGUGGUAGUCAGUAGCUGCUCGAGCCCAGUCUUCAGCAAGCUGUCGGUGAAGGUGCAGACGGUGAAGACUCCAUCUUUGCGGUUAUUCCGAACCCACCAGGCCCUCAGCUGCCAGAGCGCUGUUAGUCCAGGCAUUCCUUAUAAGCAGCUAACGGUUGGGGUCCCCAAGGAGAUCUUUCAGAAUGAGAAGCGAGUGGCCUUGUCCCCUGUUGGGGUACAGGCUCUCAUUAAGCAGGGAUUCAAUGUGGUGGUGGAGUCAGGAGCGGGAGAAUCCUCCAAAUUCUCAGAUGAACAUUACAUUCAAGCUGGGGCCACCAUCAAAGGGACCAAGGAUGUUCUGGCUUCUGACCUAGUAGUCAAGGUGAGGGCUCCUAUCUUCAACCCUGCACUUGGUGCCCACGAGGUUGACCUUCUGAAGGAGUCUGCCACCCUGGUCAGCUUCAUCUACCCUGCACAGAACCCAGAGCUCAUUGAUAAACUUUCCCAGCGCAAGACCAAUGUGCUAGCAAUGGAUCAAGUACCCAGAGUCACCAUCGCACAGGGAUAUGAUGCCCUCAGCUCUAUGGCCAAUAUUGCAGGUUACAAAGCUGUUAUUUUGGCAGCUAAUCAUUUUGGACGCUUUUUCACCGGUCAGAUUACAGCAGCUGGCAAAGUUCCCCCUGCUAAGGUUCUUAUUAUUGGAGGUGGUGUUGCUGGUUUGGCUUCAGCAGGUGCUGCCAAAGCCAUGGGUGCUAUUGUGAGAGGAUUCGAUACCAGAGCCGAUGCUUUGGAGCAGUUCAAGUCCCUGGGUGCGGAGCCACUGGCAGUGGAUGUGAAGGAGUCUGGGGAAGGUCAAGGGGGCUACGCUAAAGUAAUGUCCAAAGAAUUUAUUGAGGCAGAGAUGAAACUAUUUGCCAAACAGUGUCAGGAGGUGGACAUUGUAAUCAGCACAGCCCUUAUCCCCGGCAAGAAAGCCCCAAUUCUGUUCACUAGAGAGAUGAUCGAGAGUAUGAAGGAUGGGUCAGUUGUAGUUGAUUUGGCUGCUGAGGCUGGAGGGAACUUUGAGACCACUGUACCUGGGGACCUGACUGUGCACAAGGGGGUGACUCACAUUGGUUACACAGACCUCCCAAGUAGGAUGUCCUCUCAGGCCAGCGCUCUGUAUUCCAACAACAUCAUCAAGCUGCUGAGGGCGAUCAGCCCCGACAAGGACAAUUUCUACUACAACGUGAAGGAUGAAUUUGAUUUCGGUACCAUGGACCAUGUUGUUCGGGGCACAGUGGUAAUGAAGGAUGGGAAGUUCAUCUUCCCAGCUCCCCCUCCAAACAAUAUCCCUGUGGCUGCACCAGUAAAGCAGAAGUCUGUUCAAGAGCUGGCAGCUGAAAAGAAGGCCGCUGUUUCUCCUUUUGCACAGACCUUGACAAGUGCUGGCGUUUACACUGGAGGUAUUGGUACUUUAAUAGGACUGGGCCUUGCUGCUCCGACUGCUGCCUUCACUCAAAUGGUGACCACCUUUGGUUUAGCUGGAAUUGUGGGCUACCACACAGUCUGGGGCGUCACUCCGGCCCUUCACUCUCCACUCAUGUCUGUCACCAAUGCCAUCUCGGGUUUGACAGCAGUUGGUGGGCUGUCUUUGAUGGGAGGGGGCCUGACCCCCACCGCUACUGCAGAGGUACUGGCUGUAAUGGCAGCCUUCAUUUCCUCUGUCAACAUAGCCGGUGGCUUUCUUGUCACCAAGAAGAUGCUGGAUAUGUUCAGGCGUCCCACUGACCCCCCAGAGCACCACUACCUGUACCUCCUGCCCGCUGGGGUUUUCGUGGGAGGAUAUGCAGCUGCACUCAAUUGUGGUUACAAAAUUGAGGAGAUGAUGUACCUAGGCUCCGGCUUGUGCUGUGUAGGAGCCCUGGCCGGCCUCUCUACCCAGAAGACAUCCAGACUCGGCAAUGCCCUGGGCAUGAUGGGCGUUGCUGGUGGUCUGGCAGCCACCCUUGGGGCUCUGAAGCCUUCCCCUGAACUCCUAGCUCAGAUGAGUGGCGCCAUGGCGGUUGGUGGCACUUUGGGACUGACUAUUGCAAAGCGAAUCCAGAUCUCGGACCUGCCUCAGCUGGUCGCUGCCUUCCACAGCUUGGUGGGGAUGGCUGCAGUCCUGACCUGCGUGGCAGAGUACAUGGUGGAAUACCCACAUUUCGCCACUGACCCAGCUGCCAACCUCACCAAAAUCGUAGCCUACUUGGGUACCUACAUCGGAGGAGUGACUUUCAGCGGCUCCCUCGUCGCUUAUGGGAAACUCCAGGGUUUCCUGAGCUCGUCACCUCUGAUGCUUCCUGGACGUCACUUCUUGAACGCUGGGCUGAUGGCAGCUAGUGUGGGUGGAAUGAUCCCUUAUAUGAUGGAUCCCAGCUACACCACUGGUAUCACCUGCCUGGGUUCUGUGUCUGCACUGUCUGCCGUCAUGGGUGUUACUCUGACUGCGGCAAUUGGGGGUGCUGACAUGCCCGUGGUGAUCACAGUGUUGAACAGCUACUCGGGCUGGGCUCUGUGUGCAGAGGGAUUCCUGCUCAAUAACAACCUGCUCACCAUCGUCGGGGCCCUCAUCGGGUCUUCCGGAGCCAUCCUCUCCUACAUUAUGUGUGUGGCUAUGAACCGCUCUCUGGCUAAUGUAAUUCUUGGUGGCUACGGCACCUCCUCCACUGGCACUGGCAAACCCAUGGAAAUCACUGGAACUCACACAGAGAUCAACCUGGAUCAAACUGUUGAGAUGAUCAAAGAGGCCAACAGCAUCAUCAUCACUCCAGGUUAUGGUCUGUGUGCAGCAAAAGCUCAGUAUCCCAUCGCUGAACUGGUGAAGAUGCUCCAAGAACAGGGCAAGAAAGUCCGGUUUGGUAUCCACCCAGUAGCUGGCCGAAUGCCUGGUCAGCUGAAUGUGCUGCUGGCUGAAGCUGGAGUUCCUUAUGACAUAGUGCUGGAAAUGGAUGAAAUCAAUGAAGACUUCCCAGAAACUGACCUGGUCAUGGUUAUUGGUGCAAAUGAUACUGUGAACUCAGCCGCCCAAGAGGACCCAAACUCCAUAAUUGCUGGAAUGCCGGUUCUGGAAGUCUGGAAAUCGAAACAGAUCAUUAUAAUGAAGAGGUCCCUGGGAGUAGGCUAUGCAGCUGUGGACAAUCCUAUCUUCUAUAAGCCCAAUGCUGCAAUGCUGCUGGGUGAUGCCAAGAAGACCUGUGAUGCUCUGCAUUCAAAAGUUCGGGAGGCGUAUCAGUGAAGAGGCCUGCAGCAAACUGCAGACAAAUCUCCUAAUUACUGAAAAUAUACAGUACAAUCCAGAAACCUGGCAUUAUGUUGGUGUCUUCCCCAACAGCUUUUAUUAUUAGUAGUAGACGAACUGAAACGACAGACUGACCAAUUUUUGUAUAAUGUGUGUAGCUUCCAGUGGUUUUUUUAAAUUGGAAUAUAAGAUUUUUUACAAACUGAAACGCCAUAUUUCUUAUUAAGGUUGAAAAUGAUUCGAGAACAUUUUUUAUUAUUUUAGCCCCCAGUAAAAUAAUAAUGUAUUUUUAAAUAGAUUUCUGGACAGAAGACUUGCUUCUGUAGUGUAAGGGAUUCCAAUGGAAAUAUUGAAUAGUUCUAGAGCUUGGUUUAUUUUCAAAUGUUUGUCUCCAAAUCACCAUAAUGUAUUAUAUGUAAUCGGAGUACAGGGGGGCUUGAUUUUAAUUUUUUUACCAAAAAAAUGCAAAAACAAAAUCAAUAUUUUUCCUGACUUAAUUGUUAUUAUAAAGAAACCCCAAGAUUGCUGUAAUGCCAGUUCUGGAAGUCUGGAAAUCGGAACAGGCGAGUAAAAUAUGAGGGAUCUCAGCCACUUCCAUAAUUUCUGUUAAGACAGCAAUCAAAUAAAUCAGGUUGCAAGGCAUACCUGAGGAAUGCUUUUUACUAUAUCUAUCUAUCUAUCUAUCUAUCUACCUAUAUAUAUAUAUAUAUAUAUAUAUAUAUA
Messenger RNA from Polyodon spathula (Mississippi paddlefish), 4155 nucleotides. It is a transcript of the gene nnt, whose product is annotated as nicotinamide nucleotide transhydrogenase. Lineage: Eukaryota; Metazoa; Chordata; Actinopteri; Acipenseriformes; Polyodontidae. The transcript has 22 exons. The record is from RefSeq and is a predicted model, not a curated record. Gene Ontology annotation, cellular component: mitochondrial inner membrane. The coding region runs from base 175 to 3429 and encodes 1084 amino acids. Gene Ontology annotation, biological process: proton transmembrane transport; NADPH regeneration. Gene Ontology annotation, molecular function: NAD binding; NADP binding.